Oppia nitens is the source of this 801-nucleotide messenger RNA. RefSeq lists its product as uncharacterized. The transcript is spliced from 4 exons. Bases 1 to 801 code for a protein of 266 amino acids. Lineage: Eukaryota; Metazoa; Arthropoda; Arachnida; Sarcoptiformes; Oppiidae. The record is from RefSeq and is a predicted model, not a curated record.
AUGAAAUUAUCGGUGACUAACAUAAUUUUUGUAACAAUUUUAUUGCUACUCAUUGCUAAUCAAAUUGAUGGCCAAAGACGCCGAAGUCGUACCAAAAACAAGUCAAAGGGCCGAUCAAAGAGCGAUCUCUGUCAUCAAAAAGAGGCCGAAAAAUGUAUGAACAAAAUGGUUGAUAUGGGAAAAGGCAAAGACCCGACUGCUGUCAUCGCCUCAGAGGCCGGCCUUAACCGCGUCUGCAAAACUAUAAGAGACGAUACAUUGAAAUGUCUGAAAAACUAUUUCAAAAAGUGCGGAACACCUUUGCAUCGGGAGAUAAGUGACCUAAUCAUAGAUCAGGUGGACUUCAGGAUCAACCGAUUUUGCGGAGAUAAAGACAAGAAGUCAACAUUCCUGACCCAAUCUCCCUGUUUUCACCAGAAGGUCUUCAGUACUAAUGAACACAAGUCUGACUGUAACAACAAAUUUCUGCAAAGAGUCAAUCAAAUUGAGACAUCAAAAGUAAAUGUCGACGAAAUCCAUAGCACUCUAUGCUGUGGUUAUAACAUUUGGGACAACUGUACGACAACAAUGGUAAGCGAUAAGUGUGGCUCAAAGGGCCARCAGGUGUUCAAGUCCUUCCUAAACGACAACUUCGGUGUCUUGACUAAUAUGAUGUGUCCAUUGGAUUUGUUCCCCACUGAUGGCUCCGUCUGUAGUAAAGUCAAGUCCCGUACCGGCAAAGGAAAGGCCAAACUUGGAGACAAUGCUAUCUCUAAAUACAUAUUAAGUCUGUUCUCAUUCCUCUUUGUUUCGGAGGAAUAA